CAUCAGUGCUUCAUCAGUACUUCAUCAGUGCAAGACUGACUGAAUCUCCGGAGUAAUUUCCUUCAUUCGACACAAGCAGAUUUCAGAUCGACUGAAACAUGGCGUCUGCAGCAGAACGUAACACAGUGUGGGUCGGGUUCAUGGACACCGUUCCUGUGAUUGGGACGGUGAAGGAGGUGGUGGAGUGGGUCCUGGCUCUGUACGAGGGGAAUAAAGUGGUGGUCCUCGAAAAAGAAAAAGCCAUUUUUCAGCUUGUGCGAGAGCCACUGGAUGAACGCAUGAAGAGAUUGGCAUUGACGGAGAAACCAGAGGAAGCUGGAGCUGCAGCAUCAAAAUCUGCACUCCUGGAUAUAAAAGAGGUAAAGCAGGAUGAGCUUCUUGGUUUUCUGAGCUGCGCUAAACGGGGUCAGAAAAAACCUGCCAAAACUCCAGAAAAAGAAAAAGCUGAAAAACAACAGGAGCCUACAGAUGACUUCCUCAGAAAGAUCUUACCUGUCAAGCCAAACUAUAAAAUGGUCGAGUCACUGAAGGAAGAACGGAACAGGUCUAAACAGGGCGAACACGUCUUUAACAAAGAUAUCUUAAAGUUUCAUUUAAAACUACUGCAAGAUUUCCUGAAUGGAAAACAUUUUCAGUAUAAUCAAGAGCACAUCAAGGAGUUAGGCAAACACACUCUCGAUUCAAACACCGAGAAGGAAAUUCAGACAAACAUGAAGGUUCACUUUGAUGAGAAAGAAUUUUAUGUUAAUGCAAAUGCAAUACUGUACGGUAAAUGCUGUGCUGACCUACGUAUCGCCUUCCACAAUAUACUGAACUGCAGAAAUCCAGUCUCAGUAACCGAUCUGUUUAAAGAAAAGCUGGAGUUGAUCAUAGACAGCAUGAAUAACAACGAAAUCUAUGUGGAUAAAUUAGCCAAAGCGAAGUGGAUCAACAACGACAAGGAUAAGGAAAAGAGGUUUUAUAAAGUUAAAGGUAAAGUGGUGAACAUGUACAAAAAUGAACGUGGCCAGGACUGGAUCAUUAAUGUCAUGGAACAACUCGAACCACUGUUAAACACUUAAGAGGAGCUAUAAACACACCACCUACUGCACUGUCCUACCAUCCAGCACAAGAACACACACACAAUACACAUUUAAAAUAGAAUGAACAAACUAACCCUAAUAGAACUAAGAAAUCACCAGUGUAUAUAAUACUAAUAUUAAAAUUAUUACAGAAAUAUUUAGUCAAUAAUGUAGAGACUAUAUGGCCAAAAGUAUGAGGACACCCCUCCUAAUCAUUGAGUUCAGGUGUUUUAGCCACACCCAUCGCUAAAAGGCUAUUGUCUGUUUCCACCAUUUCCUCCUGGUCAGGGUCACGGUGGCCAAGUUUAGUAGCUCCGAUUAUGGGAGGUUGUGGAGGUAACCGGAGCACCCGGAGGAAAUCCACACAGACACACAGAAAGAACCCGGACCGCCCCACCUGGGAAUCGAUGCCGGCGCUGCCCACCGUGCCACCCAGAGCUAAUUAUACUUAAUAAUUAGAGUUUUGGGGAAGGCCCUUAUCUGCUCCAGCACAUGUAACCCUAAUUAACACAUUUGGGAUUAAUUGGAAUUUUAAUUGAGGUGUGAGGCGUCUCAUUUACCAUCAUCAGUGCCCGACUCCAGAACGGCUGUUUGGACCAAACGUGCACAAAUUAUCACACAUAUGUCCACAUAUUUUUGCCAUAUAGUGUAGAUUUGAAGAAACUAUCGCCACAACCGAAAGCCUACAAAAGCAUUUUUAAUUAUUUUAAGUCAAAAUUAUGUGAAAAUUUUUUUGUUUUAAUCAGUUUGUGCUCAGCUUAUUAGAAUGUUUAUAAUAACGUAUUUAGUUCAGAUCUGCUGUCGUAGUUACUAAUUAUUCAGUAAAUUCUCUUUUAUUUUAUCUAUUAUUAUGCUUCUAUUAUCUUGUACCUCCAGUUUCUGUAAUGAGCAGCAUUUUACUGUAUGCACGUAAAUGUAUGUAGCACUAAUGCUAAUAAAACAUGAACUAACAUCUCA
Molecule: messenger RNA, 2018 nt
Organism: Trichomycterus rosablanca
Lineage: Eukaryota; Metazoa; Chordata; Actinopteri; Siluriformes; Trichomycteridae
Exons: 4
Coding region: 99-1061 (320 amino acids)
Source: RefSeq, a predicted model, not a curated record